AUGCUUGACCGAAUUCCAAAGGUUGAGAGAUUCCUGUUUGAGUUGUCUAUUAUGUUUGAAAAGUUGCCAAUGGAGCUGUCUGGUUCGGCCGGGUCAGCGACUAUGGAGGGUGACACCUCCAUGGGCAGUCAAAGCAGCCAAGAAGAUUCCGCACUUAAAUCUGCCCCUGGUCAGACCUUGCAAAGCGAUAUCAACCGGGGGAUUGAGGAGGCACGAGAGCUGCAAAACCCGGUUACUCAAUUUGUGAACUUGCAACGGUGGUUCGAAGUAAAGCGACAAGACGAUGCCCUGAUAAAGUAUGUCCAGAAUGAACUGCAGAAUGAAAACAUUGACUGUGACAAAUUCAUGGUCAUUGGCCACGACUAUAUUGGCGACAACUUGCAGAACCGCAGAGGCACUGCUGCUAUACAAGCUCGCUUUGCAAAUUUCCCAGGCUACUAUGACAGAAACAGAACCAACAUCACGUUUCAAUAUGCAGGAAUUUUGAGUCACAAAACUCCACCAGCACUCAAGUUCCAGACCGAGGUCAAAAUUUUGAGGGAUUGGUACGGUCCUCCAUCUUUGGGCCAACAAGAUGACGGAGGCUACCGAACGAUUGACAUCAACUACGCGGGAGUUGGUCCUUCAGCAGAGGUUGGCACAGUACUUGAUAGAGCUGGUCCUGACUUCCACGAGUCUAUCUUUGCUGCUAUGCACCGUAGAUUCGGUCAACAAUUUUCGGGUGCAGCGUGCAGUGACAUUUCAACGGAAAUUCGGCAUAUCUAUGGCGGCGAUGGACUGAGUCCGCUGCUGAAUGACCUUGGUGCGCUGAGCCUCGACGAGAUGGAAAAGCUUGAUGCGAAAGAGACUGAACAUGUCACACAAAAAGUCAAGAGGUUGAAUUUUUAUAACUUGGAAGGGAGGGUCCCUGGAGUAAGCAAAAAUUUCAUGGCAGCAGCUGCACUCCGGUUUUAUCCGGGGAAGUGUACCAUAAAGCCCCCCGCAGACAGCAAGCUACCGGUUGGUAGCCAUGUCCCACUCCCACUUUGCUCUGAACCGUCUGAAAAAAUUGCCCCGGUUCUAAGAGAGAAGCCUAUGCCAUGCUCAAACAGAGAAUUUGAUGUUGCUCCAAGCAAUUGCAGGUUCAACCUCAAUCUUGUGAUUGGAAAAAGACUUGGAACGUCUCAGGAGCAAGGAAUCCGAAUAUUCAGUAAAAAAAGGGUAAAAUUUGCUGGCUGCAUGUACCCACAUGACUUGGAGCAGAUACCAGAGCAUCAACGCGACUUCUUCCAACAGUUUGCUAAAUCUUUUCCCAGGGAUGGCGACGGUUUCUACACCUUCCCUGAUGUCUUUGAGAAGCCGACAUGUCACACAAUGGAAGAGGCCAAGGAGGCUGUGGACAUUAUCGUGGACGGUUUGUUUCAGAGCAUAGCUCAAAGAACACAGGGUCAUGUGCCAAUGUCAUACGGAUUUCCUGAUUACAAGAAGAAGCUGGUUGAAGAGCAAUGGAAGGUUGAACCCAACCCAGACAAAUCCCAUGAAGAUGCAACAUCCUUCACCCUUCCGACCAGACGGGAGGUUAAAGCUUGGAAUAGUUAUCACGGAGCUUGGAUCCAAUACGACAAAACAGUCAAAGCGUCGACUUCAGUCAAUGACCAGCACACAGCACAAACUCCCAAAAAGUUACGAGAGGGUGAAAAUGCUCAUGAACUACGCUCUCAAUACUACCUUGCAGUCGCAGAGAACGGUUCUGGCGGUGAAACACCCACCGGCAUGGUGCUUGCUAGGGAAUAUUUAUUGAGCACCAUCAAGAGAGAACAAAGCAACAACACAACCGUCUUUGUCCUUCAUGCAGUAAGGAAAGAUUUGAUUACCAUCAUGACAAAAAUCCUAAAACACCACUGUAUUGAGUUCUCAACCGAGGGGGCCAGCUUCAUGGCGUGCCAAAUCGUCGGCGAUGUUGAAUCCACGAUUCCGGGUUUUGCUGGUGAGGUGACUCUGGAUAGUGUCCACCCUGCAUGGGGAGGAAAGUUUGGUCUAUCCCGAUUUGAUGUUCGAAGUGGGAAGUCUUUCGCGAAGAGGCUUGAAUUUGUAUAUCAAGGAGCAAAGAAUGCCCGCAACAAGCUUUGCACGAGCGACCUACUCACCAACCUAAUUGAGCUGGUGCUUCAAGGGUACGUUCCAAUCGAGGAGCCCGUCACAGUCUAUGACGAAGCAGUUCACUUUAUCAACUUGAGGACUGGAGAGCCGUACAACUACAAAGGAACAGAGCACGAAGGUUGCAAAGGAGGAACAGGUAUUGCACAGGCCCACACAACCAGAACCGUAUCAAGGCAGCGUGUUCAGACUAAGCUUUGUACCCACCCCGUUCCGGGAUCUGAUGAUCAAAGAGCGUUUCUAAAACCAAGUGAACCUUUCUUUGAUGCAAUUUUGGCAUCGGUUGACGCUUUGGAUGAGAACUCUAUUGUUGGCGACUAUCCUAGCCAGAUGCAUUAUUAUCGACCAUGCUGGUAUGGAAAUAAUGCGCCUGCGUUCGCUGCCUCUUGGUAUACUUGGGCAAACUUGGAGCCUUUCAGUAAAACAUUCUUCUAG
Molecule: messenger RNA, 2571 nt
Organism: Seminavis robusta
Lineage: Eukaryota; Bacillariophyta; Bacillariophyceae; Naviculales; Naviculaceae
Source: the annotation of a GenBank genome assembly